This is a messenger RNA of Trypanosoma grayi, 390 nucleotides long. RefSeq lists its product as hypothetical. NCBI's taxonomy places the organism in Eukaryota, Euglenozoa, Kinetoplastea, Trypanosomatida, Trypanosomatidae. The record is from RefSeq and is a predicted model, not a curated record. The transcript has a single exon. The coding region runs from base 1 to 390 and encodes 129 amino acids.
AUGGGCGUCAUUGACGAGGACCGAAGCUUUUUUAAACUGCUUAUAAAUGAUAUUGAACCAGGGACGAAGUGGUCGGAAAGUCUUGGCGGGAACAGUGGGUUGCGCUCGAUGAUGAACAUAAUCAGCACGAAGCGAAAUGGAAUGAAUACGGAUAAGGCUGAUUACGUUCUUUGGGACACCCUGAACAGCCUGGUCAUAUGUGAAGACUUUAGCGUCGGUAUUUUAUUACAGGUGGCGCAAGUGGAAGUGGAUGACAAUGAUGAGAUGCACAUUGCGUAUGACCACUCUACAAGUGGAAGGAUGAACAGGAUCUGUAGGCUCUGGUUUGAAAUGUGCAACACUGUUUAUCACGCUCCACAGACAAUGAUGACUGAUCGGAAAAAAACAUGA